This is a messenger RNA of Ordospora pajunii, 684 nucleotides long. RefSeq lists its product as uncharacterized. Gene Ontology annotation, cellular component: nucleus; DNA replication factor A complex; site of double-strand break. The transcript has a single exon. NCBI's taxonomy places the organism in Eukaryota, Fungi, Microsporidia, Ordosporidae. The coding region runs from base 1 to 684 and encodes 227 amino acids. Gene Ontology annotation, molecular function: single-stranded DNA binding. The record is from RefSeq and is a predicted model, not a curated record. Gene Ontology annotation, biological process: DNA replication; double-strand break repair via homologous recombination; nucleotide-excision repair.
AUGGAUAGAGAAGACGGUGGAUACAUCCACAGCUCUCCACGCAAGGAGUUCCUGGGAAUAAAGACACUCAGGUCGUUCACCAUGAAGCAGAUCAGCAGCUGCGAUUUCGAAGAAGCAUCAUCAACACACCACAUUGACUCGGCAGAGGUCACAAACAUCCAGGCAAUCGGGUGGGUUACCUCAUCAAAAACAUCUGCUACCGGAUCUGUAUUUACGCUGCAGGACGGCACCGGAAAAGUCGACUGCUCCUUCUGGCCAAACAGUUCAUAUGAAGAAGACCAGUCAAAACUUCUUCAGGAUGGAGCGCUUCUCAAGGUAAAUGGAUCUCUUAGGACAUUUAGCAGCAAGAGAAGCAUAUCUGUAUCGAAUCUUUCGGAAGUAACAAAUCGAAACUUCAUCAUCUACCACUUCCUGAACUGCAUCCACCAACAUCUUUUCUAUACAAGACAGCUCCACAGGGACGACGUAGUAAGAAGCGAAGGAAUGAAAAUGGAAAAAAUCCAGGAGGACAUUCUUGAGUGCUAUAGGAAAAAUCAAGACGAAAACGGGCUUCACAUCAAUGUGGUGAUCAAAAUGCUAUCUUCCAAGUACUCUGAAGGCAGCAUUAGAGAAAACAUCGAUGCUCUAUUGAGAGAUUGCCAUCUAUACAGCGUGGACGGGAUGGAAUAUAGAACAACAAUAUAA